Messenger RNA from Paraglomus occultum, 512 nucleotides. The record is from the annotation of a GenBank genome assembly. NCBI's taxonomy places the organism in Eukaryota, Fungi, Glomeromycota, Glomeromycetes, Paraglomerales, Paraglomeraceae.
ACAGGAAACGCUCUCGCGACGCAUACUUCUCACGCUGGCUCGGCCACGCUCUUGGUAACGACAACGCGAAUGCAAGUCUAUUUCGGAACAAAUACGAUAAGAGCGGUGACGCUGUGCGUAAUGGCAUAGUCGAAAACAUUCGGACGUACUUCUCCGAACCAAACGCCGUACGGACCGUCGCCACAGAAAUGGGUUUACAGUUGAAAACGCAAACACCAACAAUGUUGUCCAAGCCUCCGCCUGAUCAGCAAGUUCUCCGGCAGGCAGUUGCCGAUGCUUUUGACGUUAACUAUCUGGAUCCUUUCAAAUCAGCGCCACGGUUGGUUGAGUAUUUGAAAAGUUGUUUGAAAAAGUGGGAUCGUAAAGUUAUGUACUCCCCUUAUAUCGCUCUCCUCGGGCCCUCCAUGAUUGGAAAGUCUCGUCUAAUUCAACAUACAGCACAAGAUAUCUAUGUAAUUUACGUGUGUUUUCGUACAGCACAGAGUACGGGCUAUCCGCCAGCAACCGAUCCU